This is a messenger RNA of Coccinella septempunctata (seven-spotted ladybird), 897 nucleotides long. RefSeq lists its product as uncharacterized. NCBI's taxonomy places the organism in Eukaryota, Metazoa, Arthropoda, Insecta, Coleoptera, Coccinellidae. Bases 1 to 897 code for a protein of 298 amino acids. The record is from RefSeq and is a predicted model, not a curated record. The transcript has a single exon.
AUGCUAAUAGACUCGGGCUGCAAAUCGAAUUUGAUCUCGGACGAAACAUGGGAGUAUUUGAAAGAAAACAAUGUUAACUGCUCCAACCAGAUUAAAGAACCAAAGAAAAUAUUCUUGGCCUACGGCAGCACGACGCCAUUAAAGGUGAAGGGAUCCUUUGAAACAUCGAUUAAAGUUAACGGAAAAAUCACCCACAGUACUGUUUAUGUUAUAAGCGAUGGAUCCAGAAAUCUUCUGGGUAAGGAUACCGCGUUACAAUUAGGGGUUUUGAAACUGGGCGACAUGGAAGUCGAUUCGGUUAAGGAGCUAAAAACCCCGUUUCCGAAGUUUAAAAAUAUUAUCGUUGAGAUACCAACAGAUCCGUCAGUGAAACCAGUCAUGCAACCUUAUCGAAGAAUACCUAUUCCACUAGAAGAAAAGAUCCAUGAGAAAAUUGAGGAGUUGUUAGAAAUGGAUAUAAUAGAAGAAGUAAAUGGACCAUCGAAAUGGGUUUCGCCUAUUGUGCCUAUUCUUAAAGACAAUGGUGAAGUACGAGUGUGUGUUGAUAUGAGGCGUGCAAAUGAAGCAAUUUUACGAGAAAACCACCCGUUACCAUGUAUGUGCCAUUUACUCCCAAAGAUCAAAAGAGCACACUUCUUUUCUAAACUCGACAUCAGUAACGCUUUUCACCAAGUGGAACUAGAUCCAAACUCCAGACAUUUGACAACAUUUAUUACAUCCAAGGGACUUUACAGAUAUAAAAGGCUGAUGUUUGGAAUCACCUCCGCUCCAGAACUUUUCCAGAAAAUCAUAGAGAAAAUGUUGAUAAAAUGCGAAGGAGCUCUCAAUUUUAUCGAUGAUAUAUUGGUAUGGGCGAUAGCGAAGAAGAGCACGAUGCACAUUUGUCUAACGUUCUGA